ACAGGAAAAAGAAAUGGUCAAACUACUCUCUUUCCUGCUCAUCUUUGUCUUCUUCUCCAUAAUUUCUCCACCUGCUACAUCUGUCUCGCCUCCACAACCUCAUCUUCUCAACUCCUUCCAGCCUAAAUCUAUUCAGGCUGCAAAUGCAAGAAGCUGUUCUUACACAGUUGUAGUCAAGACUAGCUGCUCCUCUUCAUCUUACACCAGAGACAAAAUAAGUCUUGCAUUCGGUGAUUCCUAUGGGAACGAGGUCUACUUGAAGAGGCUCGACGAUCCAUCGUCAGGGACUUUUGACAGGUGUUCAUCUGAUACAUUUCAGAUAAGUGGACCCUGCACAUAUGGUAUCUGUUAUCUGUACCUGCUUAGGCGAGGAUCGGACGGUUGGAAGCCUGAGAGUGUGAAGAUCUACGGUCCAAAUACCAAGACUAUUAACUUCAAAUAUAAUACAUUCCUUCCAAAUGGAGUGUGGUAUGGCUUUAAUCUGUGUAGGCAUGCGUCCUCAUCUAGAAGUAUGUAGUAGAUGACCAAAAUAUAAUAAUGGUUGUAACUGUUGAAGUUUGAUUUUCUUGAAAGACAUUAACAUUGCAGUAAUCGUAUUACGUUUGCUGUUAGAUAUAAGUAAUUAUGUGAUGUAUGUCCCAUAUGGAAUAGAAUAAGAUUGAAGUGUUUAAAAAGUAUUUUUGCUAAAUAAGAUGACUUUUAUAAAAAGAUGUCUUUGUUUAA
Ricinus communis (castor bean) is the source of this 723-nucleotide messenger RNA. Its product is annotated as embryo-specific protein ATS3A. NCBI's taxonomy places the organism in Eukaryota, Viridiplantae, Streptophyta, Magnoliopsida, Malpighiales, Euphorbiaceae. The record is from RefSeq and is a predicted model, not a curated record. Bases 14 to 517 code for a protein of 167 amino acids. The transcript is spliced from 3 exons. Gene Ontology annotation, molecular function: protein binding.